Messenger RNA from Diversispora eburnea, 1395 nucleotides. The record is from the annotation of a GenBank genome assembly. Lineage: Eukaryota; Fungi; Glomeromycota; Glomeromycetes; Diversisporales; Diversisporaceae.
AUGGAAGAAUCACCCGAGGUCAAAUCAUUUAUUGGCGUUAUAUUCGCUGUUACUGGAAAUAAGAUAGCACACAAUGAAAUUAAGAAACUUCAUCAACUUGAACAAUUUGAUUCAAGGAUGGAUAUAGAUGCUGUCCCUCCUCAUCAUUCUAUCAGGAAUUCUACUAGGAAUUCUAAUAGUAGAUUGUAUAACGAUAAUAAUGAAAAUUACGAUUUGAUAGAUCCAGAGCAAUAUAAAGAAACGGAUUAUCUUCAUUCUAAAGCAUGGUGGACAGGAAUAUUUUUAAUGUCUAUCGGUGAAAUGGGAAAUUUCAUUGCGUAUGCGUUUGCACCAGCUUCACUUGUAGCACCACUUGGAACAGUUGCUUUGAUUUCAAAUGUGAUUUUAGCACCAAUUAUGUUAAAAGAAACAUUUAGGAAACAGGAUUUAUUUGGAAUUUUUAUUGCAAUUAUUGGUGCUAUCAUUGUAGUAAUUAAUUCUAAAUCUAAUGAAGUUAAGCUUUCGCCAGAUGCAAUAUGGAGUGCUAUAAUGCAACCGCAGUUUGUAAUUUAUUUUAUUACUACAUGCGUACUUUCGAUUAUAUUAAUUUACCUCUCUAAAAAAAUUGGACAUAAAUUUAUAUUUGUUGAUUUAUCAUUGGUGGCGAUAUUUGGCGGAUAUACAGUUUUAUCAACAAAAGCAAUUUCAUCUUUGUUGACUAUGGAAUUCGUUUUAAUGUUUACGGAUUCUAUUACAUAUCUUUUGUUAUUUGUUUUGAUGAGUACAGCAGUUUUACAGAUAAAAUUUCUUAACAAAGCUUUAAGUCAAUUUGAUUCAACGGUAUCGAUAAUAGGAAGUGCAGUAUUAUAUAAUGAUUUUGAAGAAAUGGAUAUUUGGAAAUGUUGUGACUUUUUGUCGGGAUGUUUAUUAACAUUUUUGGGUGUCAUUUUCAUUACUUCGAAUCGAAACAAACCUAAUUCUUCAUUAAGAAAAGCCAAUAUAAGAGGCAAUAAACCAGUUGAUUCUUCAACUCCUCUUUUGUAUGAUGGAAAUCAUUAUUCAAGUAGUGGCACAAGGAAUGAUAGUUUAUUACAAUCAAUCGCCAAUGGAGUUUCUGCUGCUACAACUCUUACUUCAGGUGUAAGUCAAGCAUUAAAUUCCGUGGGAACUCGUCAUUCACAUUCUUUAGGAUUAGAACAUCACCGAAAUAAUGAUUCACAAAUAAAUCAUCAUCAUCGUAGUAGUUCUUUACCUCCAAUUUCAACAUCAGAAACAUUUAACUCAGUAAAUGGUCAUAAUAAUAAUGUCAGUAGUUCCUUAAAAAUAGUAGUAAAUGGUUUUAAUGAGGAAGUAAAUGAAGGUGAAGGUGAAGGUGAAGAGAAUGAAGAAAUUUCAUUAGAAGAAUUAUAUAUUUAA